AUGCUCAGCCAAACGGUUCAAUUUAAACCGGCUACAUCUCAAAUGUGUAAUAUCACUCGCCUCUCAUAUCUACAACUCAUUAAACGCCUGCCACCACAGAACAGCCAAGUGAUCUCUCUGUUCUGUGCCUACUAUUACGCAGGCGUUGCUCAUCGAAGCCUUGAUCACAUUCCUGUUAGUGCUGGUGGUGCAGGGCGUGUGCGACGGGCGCCGCAGCGACAUCAAGGGCUCCGCGCCCCUCGCUAUAGGGCUCACCAUCACCGCCUGCCACGCCGCCUGCGUGAGUAUGCCCUACAGAUCGAAGCCCUGAUCACGUUCCUACUAAUGCUGGUGGUGCAGAAUGUGUGCGCCUGGCGCUGUAGCGACAUCAAGGGCUCUACUCCCCUCGCUAUAGGACUCAUCAUCACCACCUGCUGCGCCGCUUGCAUCAAGGUCCUGAUCACGUUCCUGCUAGUGCUGAUGGUGCAGGGUGUGUGCCCCCGGCGCUGCAGCGACAUCAAGGGCUCCGCUCCCCUCGCUAUAGGGCUCACCAUCACCGCCUGCCAUGCCGCCUGCAGCCGCCUGCGUGAGUAUGCCCUGCAGAUCGAGGCCCUGAUCACGUUCCUACUAGUGCUGGUGGUGAAGGAUGUGUGCACCUGGAGCUGCAGCGACAUCAAGGGCUCUACUCCCCUCGCUAUAGGACUCACCAUCACCACCUGCCGCGCCGCCUGCACUCAUCAUCACCACCUGCCGCGCCGCCUGCGUGAGUAUGCCCUGCUGAUCGAGGCCCUGAUCACGUUCUUGCUAGUGCUGGUGGUGCAGGGUGUGUGCCCCCGGCGCUGCAGCGACAUCAAGGGCUCUGCUCCCCUCGUUAUAGGACUCAUCAUCACCAACUGCCGCGCCGCCUGCAUUCCUUUCUCAGGAUCGAGUAUGAACCCGGCUAGAUCUUUCGGGCCCGCUCUAGUUAUUGGUGACUGGACAUCACACUGGAUUUAUGUGCACUACCCACUACUUAGCGAUCAUAAGAUACGCGUGCUUUCUUAG
This is a messenger RNA of Chilo suppressalis (striped riceborer), 1023 nucleotides long. The record is from the annotation of a GenBank genome assembly. Lineage: Eukaryota; Metazoa; Arthropoda; Insecta; Lepidoptera; Crambidae.